AUGGCGCACGCUGGCGGCUGCGGCGGCUCCGGGGGCCGGGGGCUGAGUGGCGCCCGCUGGGGUCGCUCGGGCUCGGGGGGCCACGAGAAGCUGCCGGUGCACGUGGAGGACGCCCUCACCUACCUGGACCAGGUGAAGAUCCGCUUCGGCAGCGACCCCGCCACGUACAACGGCUUCCUGGAAAUUAUGAAGGAGUUCAAAAGCCAAAGCAUCGAUACUCCUGGAGUCAUCCGACGAGUCUCACAGCUCUUCCACGAACACCCUGAUCUCAUUGUUGGAUUCAACGCUUUCCUUCCCCUGGGUUACAGAAUCGACAUUCCCAAGAAUGGCAAGUUAAACAUUCAGUCACCUCUGUCCAGCCAGGAGAAUUCGCACAACCACAGCGACUGUACUGAGAACUACAAACAACAGCUGCUGUACAAAGAGGACAAGCCCCAGGUGCCCUUGGAGUCGGAUUCUGUGGAGUUCAACAACGCCAUCAGCUAUGUGAACAAGAUUAAGACCCGCUUUCUGGACCACCCUGAGAUCUACAGGUCAUUCCUGGAGAUCCUGCAUACUUACCAGAAAGAGCAGCUGGGCACAAAGGGCCGGCCCUUCCGAGGCAUGUCUGAAGAGGAGGUGUUCACCGAGGUGGCAAACCUCUUCCGGGGCCAGGAGGACCUGCUCUCAGAAUUUGGACAGUUCCUGCCUGAAGCCAAGCGGUCCCUGUUCACAGGAAAUGGGCCCUGCGAAAUGAACAGUGUCCAGAAGAGUGAGCACGAGAAGAACCUGGAACACAGCAAAAAGCGCUCCCGGCCCUCUCUCUUCCGUCCUGUGUCAGCACCGGCCAAGAAGAAAAUGAAGCUUCGUGGUACCAAGGACCUGUCCAUCGCUGCUGUGGGGAAGUACGGGACUCUGCAGGAGUUCUCCUUCUUUGACAAGGUGCGCAGGGUCCUGAAGAGCCAGGAGGUCUAUGAGAACUUCCUUCGCUGCAUCGCACUCUUCAACCAGGAGCUCGUGUCCGGCUCCGAGCUCCUCCAGCUCGUCAGCCCGUUCUUAGGGAAAUUUCCUGAACUUUUUGCACAAUUCAAGUCCUUCCUGGGGGUGAAGGAACUAUCAUUCGCCCCGCCCAUGAGCGACAGAUCUGGGGAUGGAAUAAGCCGGGAAAUCGACUAUUCAUCUUGCAAGCGGAUUGGAUCCAGCUAUCGGGCGCUCCCCAAAACUUAUCAGCAGCCCAGGUGCAGUGGGAGGACGGCCAUCUGCAAGGAGGUGCUGAACGACACCUGGGUCUCGUUCCCGUCUUGGUCAGAGGACUCUACCUUUGUCAGCUCUAAGAAGACACCCUACGAGGAACAGCUGCACCGCUGUGAGGACGAGCGUUUUGAGUUAGACGUCGUCCUGGAGACCAACCUGGCCACCAUCCGAGUGUUAGAAAGCGUGCAGAAGAAGCUGUCCCGGAUGGCGCCGGAAGACCAGGAUAAGUUCCGGCUGGACGACUGUCUGGGGGGCACGUCGGAGGUGAUCCAGCGUCGCGCCAUCCACCGCAUCUACGGGGACAAGGCUCCUGAGAUCAUCGAGAGCCUCAAGAAAAACCCUGUCACCGCUGUCCCGGUCGUUCUCAAAAGGCUGAAGGCCAAGGAGGAGGAGUGGCGGGAGGCCCAGCAGGGCUUCAACAAGAUUUGGCGGGAGCAGUAUGAGAAGGCAUACCUCAAGUCCCUGGACCACCAGGCAGUGAACUUCAAGCAGAACGACACCAAGGCCCUUCGCUCCAAGAGCUUGCUCAAUGAGAUUGAGAGUGUCUAUGAUGAGCACCAGGAGCAGCACUCGGAGGGCCGCAGCGCCCCUUCCAGUGAACCACACCUGAUCUUCGUGUACGAGGACAGGCAGAUCCUGGAGGAUGCGGCCGCUCUCAUCAGCUACUACGUGAAGCGGCAGCCAGCCAUCCAGAAGGAGGACCAGGGCACCAUCCACCAGCUGGUGCACCAGUUUGUGCCCAGUCUCUUCUUCUCCCAGCACCUGGACCUAGGGGCAUCUGAGGACUCCGCUGACGAGGGCCGGGGGAGCCCCCAGGGGCAGAGUGCGGAACCUGGUGACCGGAAGAAGCCAGCGCCGGGGCCACAGAGCAGCCCCCCGGUGGAGAAGGGGCCCACCAGCGAGGGCUCCACCCCUGAUCAACAGCCACCGCCGCCACCACCACCGCCACCUCCGCCGCCAUUACCACCACCACCACAGCAGCCCAUGGAUGACGUCUACAGCCUCUUCUUCGCCAACAACAACUGGUACUUCUUCCUGCGUCUCCACCAGACCCUGUGCUCCCGGCUCCUGAAGAUCUACCGCCAGGCGCAGAAGCAGCUCCUGGAGUACCGGACGGAGAAGGAGAGGGAGAAGCUGCUCUGCGAGGGCCGGCGGGAAAAGGGCAAUGACCCCGCCAUGGAGCUGCGGCUGAAGCAGCCCAGUGAGGUGGAGCUGGAGGAAUACUACCCGGCCUUCCUGGAUAUGGUGCGUAGCCUGCUUGACGGUAGCAUCGACCCCACGCAGUACGAGGACACGCUGCGCGAGAUGUUCACCAUCCACGCCUACGUCGGCUUCACCAUGGACAAGCUGGUGCAGAGCAUCGCGCGCCAGCUGCACCACCUCGUGAGUGACGACAUCUGCCUGAAGGUGGUGGAGCUCUACCUGAACGAGAAGAAGCGGGGCGCCGCCGGGGGCAACCUGUCCUCCCGCUGCGUCCGCGCCGCCAGGGAGACCAGCUACCAGUGGAAGGCCGAGCGCUGCAUGGCUGAUGAGAACUGCUUCAAGGUGAUGUUCCUUCAGCGCAAAGGGCAGGUGAUUAUGACCAUUGAGCUCCUGGACACCGAGGAAGCGCAGUCGGAAGACCCUGUGGAGGUGCAGCACCUGGCUCGGUACAUGGAGCAGUACGUGGGGACCGAGGGUGCGUCCAGCUCCCCCACCGAGGGCUUCCUCCUGAAGCCCGUGUUCCUGCAGAGGAACCUCAAGAAAUUCCACAGGUGGCAAUGUGAGCAGGUGCGGGCCCUGCGCGGUGAGGCCAAGAGCUCCUGGAAGCGGUUGGUGGGGGUGGAGAGCGCCUGCAACGUGGACUGCCGCUUCAAGCUCAGCUCCCACAAGAUGAUGUUCAUUGUCAACUCCGAGGACUACAUGUACCGCCGGGGGACCCUUUGCCGAGCCAAACAGGUACAGCCCCUGGUUCUGCUGCGGCACCACCAGCACUUUGAGGAAUGGCACAGCCGCUGGCUGGAGGACAACGUGACUGUGGAGGCAGCUGGCCUGGUGCAGGACUGGCUGAUGGGCGAAGAGGAUGAGGACAUGGUGCCCUGCAAGACGCUCUGCGAGACGGCCCAUGUGCAUGGCCUGCCUGUGACCCGCUACCGCGUGCAGUACAGCCGCCGCCCUGCCUCCCCCUGA
Messenger RNA from Pipistrellus nathusii (Nathusius's pipistrelle), 3402 nucleotides. NCBI's taxonomy places the organism in Eukaryota, Metazoa, Chordata, Mammalia, Chiroptera, Vespertilionidae. The record is from the annotation of a GenBank genome assembly.